UGAAAUUGAUUUGAAGAGAAACAUAUAGGUUGGACAUCCGAAAAUGAUGGAGGCAGCAUGAUUUGAAGGUAGAGCUUUUUCCCAUCUCUCUCUCCAUCUCCAUCUCCCCCUUUCUUUGCCAACACAACCCACCAGCCUGCACUCCCCUCGCCUGGGAGGAAAGGGGAGUGCAUCCAAUUCCCUCACCCUUCUCUCCUUUCUCUCUCCUCCAAGAUUAUGCCAUGCCAUUAUCCCCCUCCAUCCUCAACCAAUUCCAACCGCAGCCAUUGAUCUCCCCGCAGCCCCACCGCGACGGCCGCAGCCGCCGCGCGCCCCAUGAGAUCCAUGCUAGCCUCCGCCCCCGCCCCUCCCCCCUCGGACUAUUUGACGUUCCUCUACUCCGUCCCCCUGCCCAACAUCCUCUUCGACCUGGCGACGCUCCUCUUCGUGGUGGCGCUCCUCCUCCUCUCCCUCUUCGCCUGCUCCUCCGUCUUCUACCUCCAAGACCGCUCCCUCCACACGCAUUCCUUGCAGCGCUUCAGCUCCCUGUGGAGCGUCCGCCUCCUCCUCGUGGCCCUCGUGGCCCUCUGGUCCCUCAACGAGGUCGUGCGCCUCCCCUUCAUCCGCCGCAACUACCUCUACCCCUUCCUCUCGCCGGAGCAGGAGGCCGCCAUCUGCCAGCUCAACGUCGUCCUCUCGCUCGGUUUCCUGCAGCCCUGCUUCCUCAUGACGCUCCUCUACCUCCUCAACGCCUCCAUCAAGAAGCGCAACCCUAACUGCGCCCGCGCCAUCGCCUCCCUGCUGCUGCUCUCCUCGCCGCUGCUCUGCCUGCAGGUCAUCUUCGUCUACUUCACGCCCUUCGCCGCGCGCCUGCCCAAAUUCAUGUACGUCAGCUCCGUGGUGUCGGCGGACCUCCGCGGCGACAAGAUGGUGCUGUGCGCCUGCCCCUUCUUCAGCUGGCUCGUCUACGGCGGCUUCUCGCUGGCCUACGGCGUCGCCUUCUCGGUGUCGUGCUGGCGGGUGAUGGCGUUCGUGAUCAACAAGGGGAUCGCGCACCGGGUGAACGUGCUGGCCAGCACGGUGAUGGUGGCGCUGCCGGCGCAGAUGGUGUGCCUCUGCCUCUCGUGGGUGUGGAUGCCCGAGAGCAACGUCUACGGCGCCAUGCUGCUCACCAUGUUCCUCUCCGUCGCCGUGUGCAUGGCCGUGGCCGUGCUGCUCCUCGUCGUUAAGCCCAUACAGGAGGCGCUCGAGGCCGGCGGGGAGGACUCCCUGUGGCCGGCGCUAUAGCUUUAAUUUAUUUUAUGAUCCAUCUUUUUCUGUUUGGGGGGUUGAUGGCUGAGGGCUUUUUGGUCACCGGGAUUAAGGGAUUUCGUUCCUGAUUCAGAAGCAAAAUAGCAAAAUCUUGUGACUUUGUGUGCCUUGUGAUUUUCUAUUUUGCCGGAGUUUCUAUUGUAUAUAACUACAUACAAUCAAUUCAGAUGUAUAGAGGUGUAGUUAGGUUUGCGAGAAUCUUCCAAUUCUCUCAAUUCGAGUAGAAAUUAACAAA
Salvia miltiorrhiza (redroot sage) is the source of this 1525-nucleotide messenger RNA. RefSeq lists its product as uncharacterized. Lineage: Eukaryota; Viridiplantae; Streptophyta; Magnoliopsida; Lamiales; Lamiaceae. The transcript has a single exon. The coding region runs from base 316 to 1266 and encodes 316 amino acids. The record is from RefSeq and is a predicted model, not a curated record.